AGUCAACUGACCAGAUGGACGUGAUGGCCUUGACAUGGCCUUCGAAGAAUUUGAUAGUGCCCUUUGUCUCAAAGUCGAUGAUGCUGAUGCAGCCAUCUGAGCGGCCGACGGCGAUGAAGUGACCUGCAAAGAGGCCGCCAGAAUUGAAUUUGACGAUGCUCGCAUAGCUGUCGAGUGAGCAGUCUAUCGUCUCUGGAAAGCUCUGGGCGAAGGGAUCUGCCCGGCCUGCAUGAGAUGUGUGCUGCUAGAAGAUGGCAUUGGCUGACUGGUGAGCUCAAGAUUCAUCCAAGGUCGUCGACAAGCAGGCGCGCGCGCAUCACAAGCCGACCAGGACAGGACAGGACAGGACAUGGCGACAAGCUGAACUGCUCCGGCUAGAUGGAAGCAGAUCAUGGCCGGAGUAGCAGAGGCCGAGCAAGAUGAGGUCUACGAUGUCCGCUCGCUCAAGAGUCGCUUCGAGCAGCUCAGCCUCGCCAAACCGAGCCAGAGCACGCCGGCGACCGUACAGCCCGUCAGGCCGGCAAAUGGAUCAAGGACUUCUCUGCUCAGCUCCGGAUCGUCGGGCCAGUAUGGGACAGCUCCAUCACUGACACGGGAUGCUCAGACACUCAGCGACGAUGACGCUGCACUGUCUCGGCGGGGUAGCAAGGUCAGUUUGGCCUCGGCGCCAGACUUGCCAACUCGUCCGAGCCAGUCUGGCCAGAGCAGUCGAAGAGGGUCAUCCUCGGACCCGCUCUCACAGGUCGUCGCUCGCUCCUUGCCCCCGCCAGAGAGUAUGCCUGCCUGGCGACGCAAAGCACCGCCGCCGCCGCUCCCGCUCGAAAGGCCAUCGGUGCUGACGGUCUCCCCUGCUCGUUCGCUCUCGCUUGCCUCGUCCGACAAUGACUCGUAUGACGAGUCUGAACUGCCCAAGCCAAAGCUGAUCCGCACUCAUCGACUGUACGACGAACAGCAUUCGCCAGUGACCGAACGCAAGACCUACUUUGCCUCGCCCUCGUCAUCGCCAGGCGAGCCCACUGCCUUGGCCGAGCCGUCUCCCAAGCCAGUUGUGCCUCCGAGACCGACACAUACCCUCAUAGGAGCUUCUGCUGAAGAUCCGUUCGAUUCGAGACCGCUUACACCCUCGCAGGCUCCGCCCAAAGUGCCGCCGAGGCCAUCCCAGCAAGCGCUUGCCAAUGCACGCAGCGUCCAGACGGCAAACGGUCUCACAGCUCCGCCUGUCCCGCCUAGACCUCUCACGCCGCCAAGAACCGAGCCAGGCAUCACGUCGCUGGCAGGCCUGCCAGUGCCACCUUCGCGUACCGCAGCCGCUGCAGCGCUUGCGGUGCCCAUCAGACGUUCUCGAGCGAUGACGUCGUCAUCUUUUGCGAACGGCAACGACUCGGAGUCCGAUGAAAGCCCAGAAGCGGACGACGACUCGAGCGCGAAAGGCCGUGCCGACGAAUUGCCAGAAUCUGCAUUCGCUAAUCGCAGGCCGCCGGUGACGGACCCACCCCGGUCCUGUCAUUCGAAACAUCAGAUCUUAGCUUUCGCGGUGCAUGAUCGACUCGUUUGUGCGGCUGGACAGCACCAUCUCCGCGUCUAUGACUCGCUCUCGGGCUUCGAGCGAUAUUCGAUCGCUCUUGCAAGCAGCGAGCAUCGCAUCACAGCACUCUGUUUUCGCGCAGAGGCUAAUCCUCGCGAUUCACCUCGCAUUGUAUGGGCCGGGACGCGUGACGGUGUGCUCGCGGAGAUCGACAUACAGCAGGAUCGGGUCGUUCAACAUCGCUCAUCGCUUCAUACUGGGCGCAUCACAACUAUACAGCAGAUCGGCCGAAGUAUGGUCACCAUCGAUGAGUCUGGCAAAGUGCAAACUUUCACCAGCGACGUCGCUGCCGGCGAUCAGAGCACCUGCAGCAUUACAGACGUGCCGAGGACGCAGCGCAUACAUCUAUUUGACCAUCAGACUGCCGUCUUGCUCAUAGGUAACAAGAUCUGGACAGCUCAACCCCCGCCAAAAGGUGCACGCGGUCCCCUGAUACGCGUCUAUGAUCCUCUCGCCACUUCUGGCGCAUUUAGUCUCACGUCAAAGCCUGCAAUGACGACAGACACUUUUGCCUUUGUGGGCGCAGUAACGAGUGGCACGAUUGUGCCCAGGUAUGAUCAUGUCUACCUUGGCCACGAGACGGGGCAUGUCAGUGUCUGGUCGCAGCGUACGCUCGAGUGUCUCAAAGUCGUCAGAAUAUCCAAUUACCAAGUGACUGCGCUCUGUGGGGUGACCGACUUACUCUGGGCAGGCUUCCGAACUGGUUCGACUUACGUCUACGACCUGAGCAAGGAGCCCUGGAUCGUACGCAAAGUUUGGCGCGCCCACAGCGAAGGCGUCGUCAAGAUCAUUGCAGACCUAAGCGUCCUGCUCUCGAGAGGCGAACUACAUGUCGUCAGCGCGGGACUCGAUGGUUAUAUUCACUUUUGGGAUGGCUUUCUCAAGACAGACUGGACUGACGCGCGCCUAGACGCACGCAAAGAAGAGUACUGCACUUUCCGAGACAUCAGCGUCUUCAUCUCUUCCUGGAACGUCGACGCAAACAAGCCUCGCGAGCUCAAUCGCGAUGGCAAAGAUAUGACUUAUCUCCACGAUCUCCUUUCGUCGAGCGGCUCGCCUGAUCUCCUCGUCUUUGGCUUCCAAGAGAUGAUCGAUCUCGAGAGCAAGAAGCUGACGGCCAAGACGAUGCUCUUUGGUCGCAAGCGAGCGGAUUCGGUCUAUUCGGAUGCCGUCUCGCAUACCUAUCGUGCUUGGCACGAGACGCUCGCUCAGUCUGUUCGAAUGGCCAUGGAUCCUGCGCAGCCUUACGAGGUAUUGCAAGCUGAGAAUCUCGUCGGUCUGUUCACGUGCAUCUUUGUCAAGUCAUCCGAGCGGGCUGCCUUACGCGAUGUAGCGCUCACGAACGUCAAGACUGGCAUGGGCGGGCGAUAUGGUAAUAAAGGCGCGAUACUCGCAAGGCUUGUCGUUGACGACACUUCACUCUGUUUCAUCAACAUGCAUCUCGCGGCAGGUCAGCGACACCUUCGCCAGCGCAACAAAGACUUGGUCGACAUUCUGGAAGCAAAGUCAAGUUUUGCUGAGCACCCGGUUCAUGCACCAUAUGCCUACUAUGGAGGCGGUAGUGGUGUAAAUGUAUUCGACCACGAAGUCGUCUGGGCGCAAGGCGAUCUCAACUAUAGGAUAGACAUGCGGCGCGACGCAGUACUGGAAGCUAUCAAGCAAGGAGAUCUGGAAGCCCUGUGGGCGCAAGACCAGUUGCACAAACAGAUGAAGACAAAUCAGUCGUUCAGACUGCGUGCGUUUACAGAAGCAAAGAUAUCUUUCAAUCCGACGUACAAGUAUGAUCCCGGAACGGACGAAUACGACUCCUCCGAAAAGAAGAGGAUACCCGCCUGGUGCGACCGCAUUCUGUGGCGGGCCUCGCACAAAGGCCAAGUGACGCCGCUUAGCUACCAGCGUCACGAGGUCAAGAUUUCGGAUCACAGACCGAUUUCUGCCAGGUUCAUGGUCAAAGCGAAGCGGAUACAGCAUUCUCAGAGAGACGCUUUGCUGGCCGGCAUUAACGCAGAAUGGAAGACUGAGCAAGCCAGACUGGCGUCACUGGCUACAGAGACAUACUUCGGGCCGUAGAAGAGUGAUUGUACACCUUGUUGCAUGUUUUUCUACUUGUACUGCUCUCAUGUGUCGUCUACAAUCGAUGAUCUACCGUGUGCGCAGCGAAUCAGCCAACACUCGCAGCUGCUCUAAGAUGAGGAAGAUGGCCACGGUGUUUGGCCCGAGUCUAAUCCACGCCGGUGUCCACCCUCGAAAUACCCAGCCAGGCCCUUCCGCCUUGAAGGACUUUGCCACCACGCCCAGG
Molecule: messenger RNA, 3884 nt
Organism: Mixia osmundae IAM 14324
Lineage: Eukaryota; Fungi; Basidiomycota; Mixiomycetes; Mixiales; Mixiaceae
Exons: 4
Coding region: 392-3655 (1087 amino acids)
Biological process (GO): phosphatidylinositol dephosphorylation
Molecular function (GO): protein binding; phosphatidylinositol-4,5-bisphosphate 5-phosphatase activity
Source: RefSeq, a predicted model, not a curated record